Messenger RNA from Closterium sp. Naga37s-1, 1212 nucleotides. NCBI's taxonomy places the organism in Eukaryota, Viridiplantae, Streptophyta, Zygnematophyceae, Desmidiales, Closteriaceae. The record is from the annotation of a GenBank genome assembly.
AUGGCUCGUGAAUAUCCUCCGCAUUCCCCUCCCCCAUUCCCCUCCCCCAUACCCCUCCCCCAUUCCCCUCCCUCAUUCCCCUCCCCCAUUCCCCUCCCCCAUCCCCCCCCCCAUACCCCUCCCCCAUUCCCCUCCCCCAUUCCCCUCCCCCAUCCCCCCCCCAUUCCCCUCCCUCAUCCCGUUCCUCCGCCGCAUCACAUCAUUCUGGUGCGGCACGGGCAGAGCGAGGGCAAUUCGGACGAGGCGGCGUACCAAUCCCCCGCAUUCCUUUCUCCUACCACCCUUCCCCACCACCCUUCCCCACCUGUGUGCACGAGCAGGCCGCAUCGCAUCAUUCUGGUGCGGCAUGGGCAGAGCGAGGGCAACGUGGACGAGGCGGCGUACACGCGCAUCCCCGACUCCAAGAUCGCGCUCACGCGCAAGGGAUGGGAGCAGGCGGUGGAGAGGGGGAGGAAGCUGCGCGAGCUGAUAGAGGCGGAUGGGGAGGAGGAUUUCAAGGUUUACUUCUACGUCUCGCCCUACACGCGCACUCUGCAGACGCUCAGGGGAGUGGGAUUGGCGUUUGAGAGGGAGAGGAUAGCGGGUGUGAGGGAGGAGCCCCGCAUUCGCGAGCAAGACUUUGGCAACUUCCAGGACAGGGAGAAGAUGAGGAGGGAGAAGAAGGUGCGGCUGAGCUAUGGGCGCUUCUUCUACCGCUUCCCCGAUGGCGAGUCUGCUGCUGACGUCUACGACCGCGUCACAGGCUUCCGGGAGACGCUGAGGGCGGACAUAGACGUGGGGCGGUUUCAGAGGGAGGAGGCAGCAGCGCGCAACAUGAACCUCGUGCUGGUGUCGCACGGGCUCACCCUGCGCGUCUUCCUCAUGCGUUGGUACAAGUGGACAGUGGAGCAGUUCGAAGGGCUCUACAACUUCCCCAACGCCGGCUGCAUGAUCAUGCAGCUGGGGCCGGGCGGCAGGUACAGCCUGCGCAUGCAUCACAGUCGGGAGGAGCUGAGGGCGUUUGGGAUGACGGAGAGCAUGAUCGACGACCAGGAGUGGCAAAUCACGGCCAAGCCGGGGGACUUAAACCCAUGCUGGCUGACGUCGGGGGCGGGGUUCUUUGACCACUUUGAUGAGAGCGAGGCAUGCGGCAUUCAGCGCGACUACAUGUGCAAAGGAAUCUCGGAGCUGUGCGACGAGGAAUUUGGUGACGGUGUAUAUCGCAAUCAUUGA